AUGUCUAAAGGUGAAGGCGUUUUUACAACCAAAACCUUUUCUAAAGGAGAGUUCCUAUUGGAGUAUAGGGGUCAAUUAAUUGAUAAAUACAGCCUUGCAAGAAAGUUAGAAAAGAGCUAUGACGAGAAAAACGAAGGGAGUUUUAUGUAUUUCUUCAAAUACAAUAGUAAAACUCUAUGGUAUGUUCUUUUACUGUUUAACAUAUUCGAUUCUAUUGGACUACUUGGCUUUAACAAAACCAGUAUGUUCUUGAAUAACAAUAUAACUCUAUUACAAAAUGUUAAUUUUACUUUCAGCAUUGAUGCAACUGAGGAUAUAUUCUAUUCCGGUAGAAUGGUAAAUGAUUCAAAGAAAGGUACUGUUAAAAACAAUGCAGAGAUGAAGAUAAUACCAGUGGAUGGAAAGCCUCAUCUUUGCUUGUUUGCUAAUAGAGACAUUGCCGUCAAUGAAGAGUUAAGAUUUGACUACGGAGUAGACACUUUACCUUGGAGAACGGCUGAUAAAGAUGUCGGUAAUGGCAGAAAUCACUUACAUAUCGAAGACCCAGAGGAUGUUUUUACUGUUGAAGUCCUUAUUCAUAAAGAGAGUGGAGUAAUAACCGAACAUUCACAGAACGAUACACUGGCUGAUGAAGAUGUCGGAACUGACAGAAAUCACUUACAUAUCGAAGACCCAAAGGAUGUGGUGACUGAUAAAGAUGUCGGUAAUGGCAGAAAUCACUUACAUAUAGAAAACCCAAAGGAUGUUUUGACUGAUGGAGUCUUAAUUCAUAAAGAGAGUGGAGUAAUAACCGAACAUUCACAGAACGAUGCACUGGCUGAUGAAGAUGUCGGAACUGACAGAAAUCACUUACAUAUCGAAGACCCAAAGGAUGUUGUGACUGAUAAAGAUGUCGGUAAUUGCAGAAAUCACUUACAUAUAGAAAACCCAAAGGAUGUUUUGACUGAUGGAGUCUUAAUUCAUAAAGAGAGUGGAGUAAUAACCGAACAUUCACAGAACGAUGCACUGGCUGAUGAAGAUGUCGGAACUGACAGAAAUCACUUACAUAUCGAAGACCCAAAGGAUGUUGUGACUGAUAAAGAUGUCGGUAAUUGCAGAAAUCACUUACAUAUAGAAAACCCAAAGGAUGUUUUGACUGAUGGAGUCUUAAUUCAUAAAGAGAGUGGAGUAAUAACCGAACAUUCACAGAACGAUGCACUGGCUGAUGAAGAUGUCGGAACUGACAGAAAUCACUUACAUAUCGAAGACCCAAAGGAUGUUGUGACUGAUAAAGAUGUCGGUAAUUGCAGAAAUCACUUACAUAUAGAAAACCCAAAGGAUGUUUUGACUGAUGGAGUCUUAAUUCAUAAAGAGAGUGGAGUAAUAACCGAACAUUCACAGAACGAUGCACUGGCUGAUGAAGAUGUCGGAACUGACAGAAAUCACUUACAUAUCGAAGACCCAAAGGAUGUUGUGACUGAUGCAAUCCGGAUUCAUCAAGAGAGUGAAGUAAUAACCGAACAUUUACAGAACGAUGCACUGGCUGAUAAAAAUGUCGGUAAUGGCAGAAAGCACUUACAUAUCGAAGACCCAGAGGAUGUUUUGGUAAGUUCUACAUUAAUGCAUUUUGUCUUAAUAGUGGCUGAAUAUAACAAAUUUGUUGUAUUGAUGAGGGUAUAUAUGAUAUUCUACAUAUUCUUUGUAAGAUUACACUGGGUGCAAAGCUGAAAUAGAUGUGGUUUUGAGAAAUACACAGAUGUGCAGUAUUGUUCAGAGUCGAUGUAUAUUUAAACUGCAUUGAUUUGGGUUGAGAGAUACAAAUUUAGCAGAGUAGCUGAUGAAUCAAGUAUUGUUUUCGUUAGUUUCAUAUAUAGUGAUCCAAAUGUCCAUCAGUUUGUCCGCCAUGAAU
Molecule: messenger RNA, 1888 nt
Organism: Ruditapes philippinarum (Manila clam)
Lineage: Eukaryota; Metazoa; Mollusca; Bivalvia; Venerida; Veneridae
Exons: 20
Coding region: 1-1707 (568 amino acids)
Molecular function (GO): protein binding
Source: RefSeq, a predicted model, not a curated record